This is a messenger RNA of Orussus abietinus, 2093 nucleotides long. Its product is annotated as peptidyl-prolyl cis-trans isomerase FKBP8. Lineage: Eukaryota; Metazoa; Arthropoda; Insecta; Hymenoptera; Orussidae. Gene Ontology annotation, molecular function: protein binding; peptidyl-prolyl cis-trans isomerase activity. The transcript has 5 exons. Bases 117 to 1253 code for a protein of 378 amino acids. The record is from RefSeq and is a predicted model, not a curated record.
UCGAGUCUUGCCGCGUGCAUUGGUACGUAUUUGCGGGUAUCUGUAAAUAAUCGUGGGAGGUGUUGAGAACCCAUCUAACAUCGUUUCCGUGCAAUUCAUUACAAAAACAAGGAGAAAUGUCAGUGAUGAGCGAAACACUGGUGCAGCCAGGAAACACCCAGGCUGACUUUAUAAAGAAAGAAAUGAACUUUGAUGUAAAUCCUGAAGAUCCAAUGACCAAAGCUACAUUGAAGGAUCAUGAAGAAAACGAGACGAUAGACAUCCUUGGAAGUGGGCAGCUUAUAAAAACUGUUUUAAAACCAGGAAAAAAGGGUACUCGGCCAAAUAAAUCUGACAUUUGUACAUUGAAGAUGUCAGGCAAAUUGGAAGAUGGAACCAUUGUGGAGGAAUACGAAGAAUUGAUCAUUCAACUUGGAGACGUUGAAGUUGUUCAGGGUUUGGACUUGGCAAUUGCAUUGAUGGAUGUCGGAGAGGUAGCCACGAUCGAAGUUCAUUCCAGGUUUGCGUAUGGCGACCUCGGUAAAGAGCCAAAUAUCCCAUCCAAUGCUACGAUAAUAUAUAACGUCGAAUUGAAAUCUGUGGGCACGGAGGCUGAGGUAGAGAUGCUAGGAAUUGAGGACAGGAAGAAAAUAGGGAACAAGAAGAGAGAACGUGGCAAUUGGUGGUUUGCCCGAGAUGAGCCAAUCUUGGCUAUCCAAUGCUAUCGCAGAGCUUUGGACUUCCUCUAUCCUGAAAAUGGUGGCACGAGCUACUCUGGAGAAGAAGUGGAACAGACUGCUAGCGAUGCGGAUUUACAGGCACUGCUCGAAGACAGAAUGAAAGUGUACAAUAACUUGGCUGCUGCACAGAUUAAAACGCAAGCUUUUGAUGCUGCUUUAAAGAGCGUGGAGAAUGUAUUAAGAGGUCAACCACAGAAUGUGAAGGCAUUAUUUAGGAAAGGAAAGAUUCUGCAUCUAAAAGGUGAACAUACUGGAGCCUUUACAACGUUAAUGCAAGCCUCUAAACUGGACCCUAGUUCAAAAGCGAUACAACAGGAGUUAGCCAUUUUACGUGAGAAAAAUGCGAAGGAUGCACGUCAUGAGAAGAAUUUGUAUCAAAAGAUGUUGGGCACACACAAGCAAAACGACUCCGCCACGUCUGGGAAGAUUCGAGCAAACGUCAAAAGUCAAAUUUUCGGUAAGCUAGCGUGGAGUGUGAUCGGUGGCACCGCCGCAGCCGUGGCGGGCCUGUUGGCUUACAGAUAUAUCUCUUGAAAAAUCGAAAAAACAAUAAUAACAACGAACCGAGUUUUUGAGUGUGGCAACCUGAUAACCAUUGCAGAAAUGAACAAAUCAUGGUUCGAGCUUGUUCAUUUCUCAGAGUCCGAUCGAUCAAGUGAAACGAAUUACAUGAACAUGUAACCGAAUGAGAAGGUUCUAAAAGCAGAGAAUAUAUCAUCUUUGAUUGUUCUGGUAAAGCUUCGUUCGGGCGUGUUGCCAAAGCUGCAUUCUUGAGAAAAAUCAGGUUAUAUCAUGUGAAGCCUUAUAUUUGAUUUCAAGUACUUUCCAAGGUGUCUGCGUAUAUUUUUCAUAUUUGGCUUUUGAAUUUAUCAUUGUGUCUUUGAAUCCGUGUUCGAAUCUAUUUCAACGUUAAAUAGAUACUUCGGUUGACUGGAUUAAUCUUCUGACUGCAAAGGGCGCCUAUGAGUGCUCAGGGAGAAACGUUCCAAUGGUGCAACGAACGUCUAAAUUAUAUUUCGUUCUUAACCACAGCAUCGAACGAUUGACAAAUUUUUCUUUUCUGAGCAUUCUGCAGUUAAAAGGUUAAAGACGAUGGCACGAAAAGGUGAGACCUUGAUCUAAGACCAGUCACGGAUAUCUACAUAUUUGACAAAAAACCAAGAAUCCGAAAUGGCUGUGAAUUACUUAUUUUCCCGAGAUUUUAAAAUAGCCGUUGUGUUCCUUGUCCGUUAUAAUUUAACCAGGUUGUCCUUGCAGACGUAUUUUUAAUCGUAGACAUUCCACGUGCGUUCCGGAACAAAAAUUUUGUUAUAUUUGUAUCUAUUUAAUAAAAAUUAUGAAACGGAUCUAGGAGAUCUGGGAACCAACCUUGAA